CUCUUAUCGCGUCGGACGAUAUUGUGUUCGUCUGCUUCUGCCGCUUUCUAAGCACGUGCAGGUUUUUUCGUGUGCUCUGCAGUUAGACUUUCUUACUGUGCCCGCGAAUGUUCCGGCAAUGUCGAAAAAACGCUGAGGAAAGGACACAAGGCGUGCUGCUCGGCUGUGCGGUGUGGUAUCUCGGGGAGCAGCACAAGGAUGAAAUUUUUCCGUUUCCCAGCGGACGAAAGCUGUGCACCCUCGUCGUGCUGAUUGCAGUUGCCACGGCGUGCGCUGGCUACUACGGCGGCUACGGCCACGGCUAUGGCCACGGAGGCUACAGCCAUGCUAUCACCCACCAUUAUGACAACCAGAGGGCACACUACGGCUAUGGAGGAUACGGACACGGCUAUGGGGGAUACGGCGGAUACGGACACGGCUACGGACACGGCUUCUACGGAGCGAUCAAUUCUGAAUCGGUGUGGACGGCCAAGCCCUCCAGUGCAUACCUGCGCAGCUCCGCGAACGCUGAACAGUCCCAGAAGAGAGGCGGUAUAUAUAAGCCCGACGACCAGCCAGUCGCAAGAACAGUGCUCGCCACAACACCCCAGCAGUUCACUAUGAAGGCUCUCCUGUGCAUGUUGGUCAUCCUCGUUGUCGCUGCCACGGCAAGCGCUGGCUACUACGGGGGAUACGGUCACGGACAUGGAGGCUACAGCCAUGGUAUCCCGCACCAUUACGAUAAUCAGAGGGCACACUACGGCUACGGAGGCUAUGGUGGCUACGGAGGAUACGGCCGCGGCUACGGCGGCUACGGCGGAUACGGCGGAUAUGGUGGAUACGGCGGCUACGGCCACGGAUUCUACGGAUAGGAUCUUCAACCGCUGACUGAAGUGUGAUGUGUGGAUGACGUGAUCACCGACAAUA
Messenger RNA from Dermacentor andersoni, 906 nucleotides. RefSeq lists its product as uncharacterized. The record is from RefSeq and is a predicted model, not a curated record. Lineage: Eukaryota; Metazoa; Arthropoda; Arachnida; Ixodida; Ixodidae.